UCUCACUCUCUCCCCUCUGCUUUCAAACCUAAGAUGGGAUGUACCGCCUCCAAACUCGACGGCGAAGACACAGUUCGCCGUUACAAAACCCGCCGCCGUCUAAUGAAAGAAGCCGUCUACGCCCGCCACAACCUCGCCGUCGCUCAAGCCGAUUACUGCCGUUCCCUCCGUCUCACCGGAUCCGCUCUUUCCUCAUUCGCCGCCGGUGAGCCUCUCCUCUCUGUCUCAAACCAAACUCCGUCAGUCUUUCUCCAUCCUCAACAUUCUCCGACCAACUCAAUCCCUCCACGUGUCCCUCCUCCUCCUCCUCCUCCUCAGCCUCCAGCUUCUUCGAGUAGACGAAGGAAAGAGAAACAGAAACAAAAGCUGCCUCAUAUACUCUCUGACUCAAGUCCUUCGUGUUCUUCUCCGGUGAGUGAAAGAUCCAAUUUUUAUCCCAGAGCUUAUCAGAACUCGACUUACUCUCCUUCGCACGCUUCCUCGGUUUGGAACUGGGAGAAUUUCUACCCUCCUUCUCCUCCAGAUUCAGAGUUCUUCGAUAGGAAACAGAGAGAAACAGAGAGAACAGAGCAUUUGAGUAAGAAGAAGAACGGAUCAUUUGAGGAAGAAGAAACAGAGAGAAGAACAGAGCAUUUGAGUAAGAACAAGAACAGAGCAUCUGAGGAAGAAGAAGAAACAGAGAGAAGAACAGGGCAUUUGAGUAGGAACAAGAACAGAGCAUUUGAGGAAGAAACAGAGAGAACAGAGUAUUUGAGUAAGAAGAACAGAGCAUUUGAGGAAGAAGAAACAGAGUAUUUGAGUAAGAAGAAGAACAGAGCAUUUGAGGAGGAAGAAACAGAGAGAAGAACAGAGCAUUUGAGUAAGAAGAAGAACAGAGCAUUUGAGGAGGAAGAAACAGAGAGGGAGGAAGUACAGUGUAGCUCAUGGGACGUUCAAGAUCAUUUCUCCUCCUCUUCCGAGGAGGAAGAUGAUGAUGAUAAUAUGGAGUCUGUUUCAGAGAUGGGAACUCGGCACCAGGAGGCUUCACCAAUGCGGCAAGGAGAUGAUGAUAAAGAAGAUGAUGCGACGACGUAUUGUGGUAGCUAUAGAGGUGGAGGAGAUGUUGCUGUUAGGCAUAAGGAUUUGAAAGAGAUAGCUGAUGCGAUCAAGGAGUAUUUUGAUAAGGCUGCUGACGCUGGGGAUCAAGUGUCUCAGAUGCUUGAGCUUGGAAGAGCUCAGCUUGAUGGGAGUUUCAGACAGUUAAAGAAAACUGUGAUUCAUAAGAGUAGCAUACUAAGCAACUUAAGCUCCACAUGGACCUCUAAGCCGCCAUUAGCAGUCAAGUACAGGCUAGACACAACAGCAUUGGAUCAACCAAACAGUCUCAAGAGUCUUUGUUCCACUCUUGACCGUCUCUUGGCUUGGGAGAAGAAGCUCUAUGAAGAAAUCAAGGCUAGAGAAGGUGUGAAGAUUGAGCAUGAGAAGAAGUUAUCACAACUUCAAAGCCAAGAGUAUAAAGGAGAGGAUGCAGCUAAGCUAGACAAGACAAAGGCUUCUAUAAAUAGGUUACAGUCAUUGAUAAUUGUUACAUCUGAAGCUGUUACAACCACGUCGACGGCUAUAAUCCGGCUACGUGAUACUGACCUUGUUCCUCAACUCGUUGAACUCUGUCAUGGCUUCAUGUACAUGUGGAAAGCUAUGCAUCAAUACCACGAGACACAAAACAGCAUCGUGCAACAAGUCAAAGGCCUCAUCGACAGAUCAGGCAAAGGAGAAUCAACGUCUGAGCUACACAGACAAGCAACACGUGACCUCGAAUCAGCCGUCUCUUCUUGGCACUCUAGCUUCAGCCACCUCAUAGAGUUCCAACGUGACUUCAUACGCUCCAUUCACUCCUGGUUCAAACUAACCAUCCUCAACAAAGAUCCAACAGACGCUUACUCCUUCUGCGAGGAGUGGAAACUCGCUCUAGACCGUGUUCCCGACACGGUAGCAUCAGAAGCAAUCAAAAGCUUCAUCAACGUUGUGCAUGUGAUAUCAACGAAACAAGGAGAUGAACACAAGGUAAAGAAGAGAACAGAGACAGCGUCAAAGGAGCUUGAGAAGAAGGCUUCGUCGCUUAGAAGCUUGGAAAGAAAAUAUUAUCAGUCUUACUCGAUGGUUGGUGUUGGUUUACCUGAUUCAGGACCUGAUAACCAACACGUGUUGGAUGCUAGAGACCCGUUGAGUGAUAAGAAGUGUGAGCUUGCGGGUUGUCAGAGGAGAGUAGAGGAAGAGAUGGUUAAGCAUUUGAAGGAGAUAGAAGUGACGAGGGCUAUGACUUUGAAUAAUUUGCAGACAGGGUUGCCUGGUGUGUUCCAAGCUUUGACGAGUUUCUCUGCUUUGUUUGUUGAGUCUCUUGAAACGGUGUGCACUCGCUCACACUCUAUCAAGUAG
Molecule: messenger RNA, 2415 nt
Organism: Eruca vesicaria subsp. sativa (arugula)
Lineage: Eukaryota; Viridiplantae; Streptophyta; Magnoliopsida; Brassicales; Brassicaceae
Source: the annotation of a GenBank genome assembly